AUGGUCUCCAUCCCGAUUGACGCGAUCACUUCGCGAUUUGGCGAUCGCUUCAACAACAUCCGCAGCACCUCCCUGACCACGCGCUUCGCCAACCUCAAGCCAGUCUCCGAAUUCCUCGACAUCAAGCGCCUGUCCAAGCCCGCCAACUUCGGUGAGGUCCAGAGUCGCGUCAACUACAACUUGUCCUACUUCUCCAGCAAUUAUGCCGUCGUCUUCGUCAUGCUCAGCAUCUACAGCUUGUUGACCAACCCUCUCCUGCUGUUUGUCAUCAUCUUCAUGACCGGAGGUUUCUACGGAAUUGGCAAGCUUGAAGGUCGCGACCUGGAUCUGGGCUUCCAGCGCUUCAACACCUCCCAGCUCUACACCGGAAUGCUCAUUGUCGGCGUUCCCCUGGGUAUCUGGGCCUCGCCCUUGUCCACUGUCCUGUGGCUGAUCGGCGCAACCGGUGUGACCGUCUUCGGCCACGCGGCCCUACUGGAUAAGCCGAUUGAGAAUGCUUUUUCCGAGGAGGCGGUCUAG
Messenger RNA from Penicillium antarcticum, 519 nucleotides. RefSeq names its product putative COPII vesicles protein Yip3. The transcript has a single exon. The coding region runs from base 1 to 519 and encodes 172 amino acids. The record is from RefSeq and is a predicted model, not a curated record. Gene Ontology annotation, cellular component: Golgi apparatus. Lineage: Eukaryota; Fungi; Ascomycota; Eurotiomycetes; Eurotiales; Aspergillaceae.